Molecule: messenger RNA, 2654 nt
Organism: Drosophila santomea
Lineage: Eukaryota; Metazoa; Arthropoda; Insecta; Diptera; Drosophilidae
Exons: 5
Coding region: 846-2549 (567 amino acids)
Biological process (GO): transmembrane transport
Cellular component (GO): plasma membrane
Molecular function (GO): water channel activity
Source: RefSeq, a predicted model, not a curated record
AUGCUGUGUGUUUGAUAACUCACAUUAUCUAAGCACUUUUCAUUGUUCCCAUUAGAGGUCUUAACUUGAUUGACUCUAAGUAACUACGUGGCUUGAAUUUCUAUAAGCUUUUUGCAAAAAUUGAAACUGAAAAAAGCCCCUGAACUUAAGCAGUCUUUGGAAAAUCUUGUCAUAAGAUUUUCCAAUAUUUUAGUACCUCCAAAUCGACCAAUCAAAUUGCCCCUGAAAGUCAUUAUCAGGGGCGCUUACCAACCAACUAUAUCCAGUUAUGGUACGUUACCUACUCUAUUUGGGACCAUAGUCCAACUACGGAGCACAAAUGAUGUAUGUGCCAUGUGGCUUAAAAGGGAACUAAGUGCUAUGGGUGAUAUGCUAAUGCUGGAUUCACGCCACUCUUCUGAAAUUCCUGAAUAUCAUGGGGCGAUUCCUUCGAGUAGCUUUCGAACACCAUAGGCCAGGUUUAUUGGCCUUGUUGUGGCGAUUCAUCGAUUCAGACACUGGCUGGCACAAGACGUAGAAGUAUUGGCCAAGGAAACGGCGCCCCGUUCGCUGUUCGCCGUUCGAUAAAGAUCUUAAUGAGAUAAGAUUGAGCACAAAUCGGAGCGAAAUGGCAGUGGCGCUUAUCAGGCCGAUAAUUACGGCUGAGCAAAGCCCCCGAAAAUCGCCUUGAUGGAUUGAUCCAUCCUGAAUGGUUUGGCAGGGGGCAGGGGGCUGGUCCCAAAUCUGCGCUCGAUAAUUAGCAUUAAGGUUUUAUAAUGGAUUUUGAUUGAUUGCCGUAAAUUUGCUGGCGCGUUGGGUCACUUGGGGCAGCCGCCCAAGCAUUUCGACAGUAGAGUUCCGUCAGCAUGUCGCAACAGAAGCAAAAAUCACUGGAGUCCAAUCCCACCGCCAGGUGGCGCCUGGAAGGACACCACCGAAGUGCGAUAGCCUGCUUCUUCGGAGAAUUUGUGGCGACUGCCGUCUUCGUCUUCAUCGCCUGCAUGGGCUGUGUGGAGACGCCCCUCUUCCAGAACUCGCACUUCCGCAGUGGCCUCACCUUCGGCCUGGCCAUCCUCAUUGCCAUCCAGUGCUUCGGCUCCGUCUCCGGUGCCCAUCUGAAUCCGGCCAUCACCUUGGCCGCCUGGCUGUACGGCGUGAUCGGCUGGAUCAGGGCCAUCGCUUACUUCGUGGCCCAGGCUGCCGGAGCCCUGAUUGGCUAUGGUCUCCUGGUGGCUGUGCUGCCGGAGAGCGCCAUCCAGGGAGUGGACAACCCGGCGGGUGUUUGCGUGACAGUUCUGGCCCCCGGGAUCAGCGAACUGCAGGGUGUCUUCAUCGAGUUUCUCAUCACCUGCUGCCUGGUCAUGGUGGCCUGUUCGGUGUGGGAUCCGCGCAACGCCAAGCUCCAGGACUCCGUGCCCGUGAGAUUCGGCCUCACCGUAUCCUGUCUGAUCCUCACAGCGGGCCUCUUCACGGGAGCCAGCAUGAAUCCGACCAGGUCCCUGGGUCCCGCCGUUUGGAACGACUCCUGGGCACACCACUGGAUCUACUGGGUGGGUCCUUUGGUGGCAGGAGCUGUGACCUCGCUGAUCUAUCGGAUGGCUUUCAAGGGCGACGAGGAGAUCGAUCUGAGAAGUUCCGAUGCCAGGAUACGAAUGAUCGGCGAGGUGGUAGUAGUGCAGUAUGCGAUUCGCACCAUUGAGUACUUGGCCUGGAGUGCAGUCCACGUCGGACCACGUCUCCGUUUAAGUCAAUCGCUCGACUCGCCGGCAAUCAUGGCUACGUCCGCAAGCCAAUCCAACUGCUGGCUGCUGCAGCGCCGCCAGCUGGACAACAUCACCACAGUUCUUGCCGAGAUGAUAGCCACCGCCAUGCUGAUGUUCCUCGGAUGCAUGGGCAGCGUCCAGAACUCCGUCUUCACCAACUCGAACUUCCAGAGCGCCGUGAACUUUGGCUUCGUGGUGCUGAUCUGCAUCCAGUGCUUCGGGUGUGUGUGUGGCGCCCAUCUAAAUCCCGCCGUCACCCUGGCCACCUACGUCUACAACAUAAUCUCGCUGCCGAUGGCUGUGGCCUACUUUGUGGCCCAGAUGGUGGGCGCCUUCAUUGGAUACGGACUGCUGAAGGCGGUGCUCCCGGAGAGCGCCAUCUACAGCACGGACACCCCCAAUGGCGUGUGCCUCACGUCGCUCAACAGCACCCUGACCCCUUGGCAGGGCCUGGCCGUGGAGUUCCUGAUCACCUGCGUCCUCAUCUCCAUCUGCUGCGGCGUCUGGGAUCCCCGCAAUGCCAACAAGCAGGAUUCGGUGCCAGUGCGAUUUGGACUGGCCAUCGCAUGCCUGUCGCUCACAGCGGGCCAACUGACUGGAGCUAGUAUGAAUCCAGCCCGAUCUUUCGCACCUGCGAUCUGGAACGGAGCCUGGGAUGACCACUGGAUCUACUGGGUGGGUCCCAUGGCGGCUGCCCUGGUCACCUCGGUGAUCUACAAGCACGCCUUCCGGCGGGAGCUGGAGAAUUCCGAGGUGGACGAGACGACGAUGUCAACCAAGCGAACCUCGGAGGCGGAGCUCGCCUAGAUGGAUGUACUGCCCAUAGGACAAGUUAUCUUUUAAGUUCGUGUGAGUUGAAAGCGGUUAGUUUUAAGUGCGAAGCGUGCAAAUAAAUACCUUAUAUGAUUCCUA